Molecule: messenger RNA, 928 nt
Organism: Myodes glareolus (Bank vole)
Lineage: Eukaryota; Metazoa; Chordata; Mammalia; Rodentia; Cricetidae
Gene: Iscu
Product: iron-sulfur cluster assembly enzyme
Biological process (GO): iron-sulfur cluster assembly
Molecular function (GO): iron-sulfur cluster binding; iron ion binding
Source: RefSeq, a predicted model, not a curated record
GACGUUGCCGAGGUCAACGCUGGUGCAAGCCGGCAACAUGGCGGCGGCUGGAGUCGGCCGUCUGAGGAGGGCGGUUUCCGCGCUGCUGCUCCGGAGCCCGCGCCUGCCCGCCCGAGAGCUGUCAGCCCCAGCUCGGCUCUAUCACAAGAAGGUUGUGGACCAUUACGAGAAUCCUAGGAAUGUGGGGUCCCUUGACAAAACUUCUAAAAAUGUCGGAACAGGAUUGGUGGGUGCUCCUGCAUGUGGUGACGUCAUGAAAUUGCAGAUUCAGGUGGAUGAAAAGGGGAAGAUUGUGGACGCCAGAUUUAAAACAUUCGGUUGCGGCUCCGCCAUCGCCUCCAGCUCCCUAGCCACGGAGUUAAUAAAGGGGAAGACGGUGGAGGAGGCCCUGACCAUCAAAAACACAGACAUCGCCAAGGAGCUCUGCCUUCCACCCGUGAAACUGCACUGCUCCAUGCUGGCGGAAGAUGCCAUCAAGGCCGCCCUAGCUGAUUACAAAGUGAAACAAGGAUCUAAGAAGGAAGAGCCAGGGAAGCAGUGAGCCCUGGAGAAGCCCCAGCUGAUCACAGCAGCUGCUUCCCACCACCCUUGCACCAAGCCAGAGAAGCUGUGAGAAACAGGCACUCUGCACCAUCUGCAUUGUGGCUCUAAUGCAGGCAAAUACACUAUUGAUUACGCCUAAUCCUGCACUCCUUCCAGCUCACUUGCGCCCUUAGUUAACGUCUGUUCUGAUUUAUGUUGUGGCCGGGGAGCUGAAAUCGGCACUGAAGUCGUAAGCUUUGUCAGCCUCCAGAGAGUGACAGCAAGUUUUCCCUAACCCUGUGUGGGGAGACGCCAGCAGAAUGCCUUGUUCUAGUUAUUUGAUAGAGUUUAUUACUGUAUGUUUAACAGAUCUGCAUAUAUAUUAUAAUAAAAGAAUGUAAGAUGA